This is a messenger RNA of Columba livia (rock pigeon), 3102 nucleotides long. It is a transcript of the gene SMKR1, whose product is annotated as small lysine rich protein 1. The record is from RefSeq and is a predicted model, not a curated record. The transcript is spliced from 3 exons. NCBI's taxonomy places the organism in Eukaryota, Metazoa, Chordata, Aves, Columbiformes, Columbidae. Bases 280 to 483 code for a protein of 67 amino acids.
AGGGGCGGUGCGUCGGUGCGUGUCCCCGCCCCUUUCGGCUUCACUGCCUUCCACUGCGCAUGCGUAGGGCGGGCUGCCAUGGCAACGCGACGCGGGAAGUAACCAGGGAGGCUGUGCCUGGCGGCGGCGGUCGUCAGAGGAGUUCGCAACCCGUCAGCGGCCCCAGCCCCGGCCCUGCCGCAGGGGGGAUGAUACUGAUACGUUGCACCGUAUGUGACCCACUGCGUGAUCCUGUGUAAAUCCACACAGCGCUGGCCGGUCUCCACUCAGUAACAGGACAUGGCAGGUAAAAGCAAACCCAAGCGUGGCAAAGGCAGAGGGUCCAAAAAGAAAGGGCAGAAGGGGCCGAAGGGAGCGGAUAUCUUCAGCCCGGCUGCCAUGCUCAACGCACACUACAUCUGCCACAACGUGCCCGCCUUCCUGGAGCUCCGGGGCUUUCCCUGGCCUGGCUCCACCAAAAAGAAGGGCAAGCAAAAAAAGUAACCGGAAAGCAAAGCUUUUGGUGCAAACCAAGCUCCCGAGCGAGGAAGAGACUCUCUUGCAACUUAGACUCAUACUGACCCCUCCGCUGGUUAGCUCAAAUAUUUUACCUAAACGCUGUUGUGUCCAUACAAAGACGCUCUUAUUAUAGCUCAAGCACGGGGUGACAAAUGGUGACACUGUGCCAUUGUCAGCUGUCAGCUGUGGCCCUUCGCCCUCCAGUUGCGUGUGGAAUAAAUCGUUGCCCCUCAGCAGUCGGAAGGGUUUGUGGUGGGGUUUGCUUUACCCGCUGUCGUUUUUUUACGGGUGGGACGUGCUCCCCAAAAGCGCUGCUGGACCUCCAGCUGCUUUAAACUUGAGCUCAGAAAGUGGAUACCAUGGUAAGAUCGACAGCGUUAAGUAUGAUUUCUGUAACAUCAGUUUAUCUGUGUGGGAAUCACCCACUCUCUGGGUCAACAGAGCCACGCGAUGCCAUCUAAAGGAAAUGGUUACAUUUGGGCAGAUACGCAGAACUUGAAGUUCCAGCGAAUUAGCACCAGCUCUCCUUUGGCUGUAGUGAAAUCUGGAGCUCUGCCCUAGAUAUUGUCAGCGAUGCUGUUAAGAGUUGGAGGUGAUGAUGAAUCCCCGCCCCCAGGUCUCCUGUUUGAAGUCUUCAGUCUUAGUUCAAACAUCCUGGCUAAAGACCACAAGCUCUGUGUUACCGUUCGGAGUUACUUUUCUCCAUCUCCUCCAUGUUUUUAGUGCAGCCCUUGGUAAACCUUACUGCUGGGUUUCAGUACUUGAAAAGAGCUUAUAAAAUGGGGACAGACUUUUUAGAAGGGCGUGUUAUGACAGGACAAGGGGUGAUGGUUUUAAACUAAAGGAGGGAGAUUCAGGCUGGACAUGAGGAAGGAAUUGUUGCCCUGAGGGUGGUGAGAGCCUGGCCCAGGUUCCCAGAGAGGUGGUGGAUGAACCAUCCCUGGAGACAUCCCAGGCCAGGCUGGACGGGGCUCUGAGCACCCUGAGCUGCUGAAGAUGUCCCUGCUCAUGGCAGGGGGGGAACCGGAUGGUUUUGAAGGUCCCUUCAACCCAAACUGUUCUAUGAUUCUAUGAAAUUGUGAAGCAACAUGUCAAGCAAAGCUGUACAUCUCUCCCAGAUUCUUGUACUGACUAACAGGAUGUGGUGGAGUGACUGGGAGGGGUGAGGAUGUGUCCUGAACAGGAAGGAGUACAAAAAGGCUGGAAUUUUGGAGAGAGGGGCUAGUAGCUCAGCAAGGGGCUAGAGGAGAUGCAAGGGGAGGUGUCCCAGUUCUGCGGGACGCCCGCGGGACUGUGAGCACCCCAGACAGCUCUCGCCAAGCGGCACUGUGAUGCACAGGAAAUAUCACAUCAGAAUUUCAGUUGGUUUCUCAGGGCUGAAACAUCUGUGGUGCUGAUCGAGGCCAUUGCUGAUUGACUGAACUGCAGGAGGAGGUGCAGAGUCUUCCUGACUUCCAGGUAACAUUAUGUUAUGGAUAACAGAACAAUUAUAAUGUGAUCGACCCAAACCAAUAAAGGCCCAUAAAGCCUUAUGUUGUUUCUCCGGCUUAAAAUGUUCCCUCUAUCAGGAGUUCUUGACCGGGUCAAAUAAUAGUUUUGUGGCAUUGCUUUUAGGCCAACUACCAUCAUUAUGGAGGCUACUGCACUGCACCGAGUUUGUUUCAUCUCCAUGUUAAGAAAAUCAAGGUGGGUAAUCCCGUUAACUUGCUAAUUAGCCUGUAGUUGGCAUGUUCUGCUGAAUCAGAUGCGGUUUGCAGUACCAGUUUGUUCUAUGUUGAGCAUCGACGUGUCUUCCUCAGCAUUUCCUCAUGUUCUUGCUUCCCCAUCACCCCCCAAGAAGUCUCUGGUCAUGGCACAUACUUGCAAAUAUUUCCCCCAAGUAUCGGCGUUCUAAAGCAAGAGAUCUCUUGCAACCUCGGUAUAGGGAGCUUUAAGAGACAGGUAUUUCCAAGCACCGAAGUAGGAUCUGCUUAAAAUCCCGAGGCCGCCCCGCACCAUUGUGGUUGGUUUGGGUCCUGGCUCAGUUUGCAGGAGCAGUUCAAGUCCCAUCUCCCACCGAGAUGAAGAACCGCGUUGCACAGCAGUUGCACGCAGGAGCAGCUGUUUGGGGAAGCAGCUUCCUUCUGGGCAACUUGUUCUCCAGCGCCGCGUCGCAGCGGUUUCCGCCGAAGCAGCUGUUAUCUGAUCCCACGGUUACACGUAAGCAAACCCAUUUUAUAUCGGUGACAGACCGGAGCGACAAUGAUUUCGAGACCCCGGAGUUUUAGUGUGCGAAAGUUGCUGGAACAAAUAGUGAAAUAUCACAAUGUGUUCUCUCUUUGAAACAAAACAAAUGUGAUUUCUGCCUGGUGGGACUGAGCGCACCAGAUGGCGACCAGUGAAGUGCAAAGGACAAAGACUCCGCUUUCUAGUGCAUCUGAAAAGUUGCCAUUCAUUUCUUUGACAACAGAUGAGAAAACCCGUCCAACCAUCCCGAAUUGAAAAAUGAAACACUUUUUUUCCCUGCCUUUUUCCCUUUUACCUCUCUCCUGCCUUGAUCUAUCCCAAUUUUGCAUGUAAUUCAGGCUCCCUGGUGGUUAAUAAAGACCAACAGACAUCUCUAAA